Messenger RNA from Striga asiatica, 1203 nucleotides. NCBI's taxonomy places the organism in Eukaryota, Viridiplantae, Streptophyta, Magnoliopsida, Lamiales, Orobanchaceae. The record is from the annotation of a GenBank genome assembly.
AUGGCGACAGCCUUGUUCUGGCUAUCUGCGCCAUGCCCCUCGCCGCCGAACUUGGUUUGGCUUAGCAAUAGCCGCCACCCUUACAACCCUAUUCCUUCUAAUUUUACUUCUUCACAGGACUAUGGCCGACGCCCCCCAAUACCUGUUACUUCUUUUUCUCCUACAAUUACACACACUUUGAGAUCCUUCCACUGUUUCGCAGGAUAUUGUUGGGUGUCUCUUUCUCCUUUUGGUCAGUCUGUCAACAGCAUACCGCAAUACUCGAGACAACAUGAAGAAACCAUGGGAAAUUUUGCACAAGGGCAUAUUAAGAUUCUAGUAUGCACAAAUAUUGUUGAAAGUGGGCUUGACAUUCAAAACGCAAACACCAUAGUAAUUCAAGAUAUUCAACUAUUUGGUCUUGCACAGUUGUAUCAGUUGCGUGGAAGAGUGGGCCGAGCAGAUAAGGAGGCUCACGAGUACUUAUUUUACCCGGAUAAGUCACUGCUUUCUGAUCUGGCACUUGAGCGGCUUGCUGCUCUAGAAGAAUGUCGAGAUCUUGGACAAGGUUUUCAACUUGCAGAAAGAGACAUGGGCAUUAGAGGCUUUGGGAAUAUCUUCGGAGAGCAGCAAACAGGGGAUGUUGGAAAUGUUGGGAUUGAUCUUUUCUUUGAAAUGCUUUUUGAGAGUCUGUCCAUGGUAGAUGAACACCGUUUAGUCUCCGUCCUUACCAUUCAGUGCAGGCAUAUCAACACAAUUCAUGAUCAUACUAUUCCUAUUCAUGUGCAGUUUGAUCUCGAUUUGAAGCCCCAUCUCCCUUCUCAAUACAUAAAUCAUCUGGAGAAUCCCUUGGAAAUAAUUAAUGAAGCUGAGAAUGCUGCUCAAAGAGACAUCUGGAAUCUAGUUCUCUUUACUGAGGAUCUGCACCGCCAUUAUGGAAAAGAGCCUUACUCCAUGGAAAUUCUGUUGAAGAAGCUAUAUAUAAGAAGAAUGGCGGCAGAUUUAGGAAUUACUGAAAUAUACAUUUCAGGUAAGAUGGUGGGCAUGAAAACAAGCAUGAGUGAAAAGGUUUUCAAGAUGAUGAAGGAUUCAAUGCCAUCUGAAACACACCGAAGCUCCAUUGUAUUCGAGGAUGGUUCAAUCAAGUUUCCCACACCGAAAAACCCUAUUCUGCACCCUGCAAACUUGGGUCUCAGCUCUGAACUUGCAGGCAUCUACGGAUGA